CCUGGCACCUCUGCACGAUGAUGGUCCAAAAGCUUCAAAAGUCAGUUUUCGGCCACGCAUUUGUGAAUGAAGACGAUUUUACGUUUUCGUUAGGUUUGACCGCAUUUUUGAUUCCAUUCAGAGGUAGCAGUUCAUACUUCGAGAAAGAAAAUGUCAGACCAAGAAACAAUCUCAGAAUGCGAACCACGACAAGCGUCCACUGAUAGCGACUCUGGCGAGCAGGAAGAACAUGGUCAACCUAGCAGCCUAAAGCGUAAGCAUAGUGACGAUGAGGAAUCGGCUGAUGUUCCUCGAGCGGAUAAUCACACGACCGUCGUAGCAUCGCACUACAAUCAGUUGAAGGAACUAGGUCGUGGGGCACGGUACAGAACCAAGAUAUUUUACAUGAGAAAUUUCAAUAACUGGAUUAAAAGCGUCUUGAUCAGCAAGUAUGUGAAUCAGAUUCGUGACAAACUUCGCUGGGGCAGUCCACUUCGAGUGAUGGACAUGUGCUGUGGAAAAGGAGGCGAUCUACUCAAGUGGGCCAAUGGAAACAUAACGCACCUGAUCUGUACGGACAUUGCGGAAAUAAGUGUGCAGCAAUGCGAGGAACGCUAUCAAGCUAUGCGCCAGAGACCGGAUAACAGCAAACUGUUCACCGCAGAAUUCUUUGCAGCCGAUGCUACUCUACAGCGAUUGAGGGAAAAAUACAAGGAUCCAUCAAUCGAUUUAAAUCUGGUAAGUUGCCAGUUUGCAUUUCAUUAUUGUUUCGAAUCACUGAAACAGGCAAAGUUCAUGCUUAAAAAUGCAGCUGAAUGUCUGAAAACGGACGGAUACUUUAUUGGAACUAUUCCUGAUGCGUACGAAAUCAUGAAACGACAACGACAAGCUGGAAGCGACAGCUUCGGUAACGAUAGAUAUAAAAUAACGUUUCUGUGCGACACGGAACACCCACCGUUGUUCGGGGCCAAGUACAACUUUCAACUCGACGGGGUAGUCGACUGUCCGGAGUUUUUGGUACACUUCCCAACGCUUGUCAAGCUGGCGCGAAAACACGGCCUGAAGUUGAUUGAAUGCAAACGUUUCGGCGAAGUUUUCGACGAGUUUGAAAAAGUAGGAUCCUGUAAAACGUUAAUGAGACAAAUGCAGGGCUUAGAAACGUUUCCCGGAAACUCCCGGGAUGACUAUGAUCGGCAGCAAAAUAAAAACGAGUAUCAGCAUGCUCAUGAGUUCGUCGAUCAGCGCACCAGCAGACGGGGACCUAUUGGGACUUUAUCUAAAUCGGAUUGGGAAGUUAGCACGUUGUAUAUUUAUUUUGCAUUUCAAAAAGUGGCCACUAGCUGGAACAAAAAUGGAGAGCCGGUGUACGACUGAGUGAAGAUUUUUUUAGAAUAAAAAUAAACGCUAUCAAAACCA
Messenger RNA from Uranotaenia lowii, 1395 nucleotides. RefSeq names its product mRNA cap guanine-N7 methyltransferase (gene Rnmt). NCBI's taxonomy places the organism in Eukaryota, Metazoa, Arthropoda, Insecta, Diptera, Culicidae. Bases 151 to 1353 code for a protein of 400 amino acids. Gene Ontology annotation, cellular component: nucleus. The transcript has 3 exons. The record is from RefSeq and is a predicted model, not a curated record. Gene Ontology annotation, biological process: 7-methylguanosine mRNA capping. Gene Ontology annotation, molecular function: mRNA 5'-cap (guanine-N7-)-methyltransferase activity.